GCGUGGACGCCUCCUCCAGCGUCAGCGGGACAUCGAGGUAGAUAUCUUUGGACCGACGCGUUCGGCGUAUUGAAUUUCCUUACCCUUCAUAAGGAGACAUGUAAGCCGCUCUACAUCAACCAUGCAAAGUCCCUUGUUUCGGCCGUCCAUGGCACCCUAGGCCGGACGCGCGAUCUCUCGGCCCAGCUUCCGGGAGCAACGCCAGCAAACCCGCUCGGAGGGGGAUUGAGGAUCGGCAAGGAAGACUCGCAUGGGCCUGACGCUGAUGGGCAGUACCACCACUACCUGACACUGUGGAUGUUCGCCCUGAAUCGGUUGUCAGUGUACAGCGGAGAGAAGGACUACAACGAUCAGGGGAUUGCGCUGGCCAAGGCGAUCCAUCCUGCUUUUGUCUACAAUCGCGACUCUCGGCGACCGCGCAUGUACUGGAAGAUGUCAAUGGAUCUCCGAGAGCCUCUUGUGAUGAGUGAAGGCAACCUCGAUCCCAUCGACGGGCUUGCCAUUUUCACGCUCCUCCAAAGGACGGACGGCAAGGACAGUGAGGUGCUCAAGGACGAGAUUGCGACGUAUCAGCGAAUUGUCGACACCAAAUGGCAGAGCUAUUCCAGUUCUGAUCCGCUCGACUUGGGUAUGACAGCCUGGAUUGCUCACUGGUUCGAAGGGGAGUGGGCGUGGGCUCGAGGGCUCAUGGACCUCACAGAGCGCUACACGGAGAGGUUUUGGAGGUCAUCGUAUUUCACGAGGGCGGUCGCGCAUCGGCUGGCGUUCCGAGAGUUUGGGCUCGCAAUGGGGUUGCGAUGCGGGCUUGAGCGACGCGACCCGAAGUGGGCGCAGUGUGCGGAUAGCAUCAUAGCAAGCUGGGAGGCGGCAGGACUGGCACCGGAGGUGGUGAAGGAUAACCGGGCAGGCAUGAAUGCGGAAACGGACCUGCGGCCCAUCAACUGUGUCAUGUACGCUGCUGCUCUCAUACCU
Messenger RNA from Westerdykella ornata, 972 nucleotides. RefSeq lists its product as uncharacterized. Lineage: Eukaryota; Fungi; Ascomycota; Dothideomycetes; Pleosporales; Sporormiaceae. The annotation marks the transcript as partial. The record is from RefSeq and is a predicted model, not a curated record. The transcript has a single exon.